Messenger RNA from Didymosphaeria variabile, 990 nucleotides. It is a transcript of the gene AXHA1, whose product is annotated as putative alpha-L-arabinofuranosidase axhA-1. Gene Ontology annotation, molecular function: alpha-L-arabinofuranosidase activity. Gene Ontology annotation, biological process: L-arabinose metabolic process. NCBI's taxonomy places the organism in Eukaryota, Fungi, Ascomycota, Dothideomycetes, Pleosporales, Didymosphaeriaceae. Bases 1 to 990 code for a protein of 329 amino acids. The record is from RefSeq and is a predicted model, not a curated record. The transcript is spliced from 2 exons.
AUGGUCAACUUCAAACUGUCGUUCGGUCUUCUUUCAUUGGCGCUUGCGCAUACUUCACACGCCUCGCCGCUCGCUGCACGUGCAUGCGACCUUCCAUCAAAGUACAAAUGGACCUCGACUGGAUCACUUGCUGAUCCAAAGAACGGAUGGGUAGCACUCAAAGACUUCACCACUGCUCCUUACAAUGGCAAGCACCUCGUAUAUGCGACAACCCACGAUUCGGGUUCCUCUUGGGGCUCCAUGGCUUUCGGGCUCGUCACAAACUGGUCAGAUCUAGCUUCUGCCGCUCAGACUAAGCAGACUGCCGCUGCCGUCGCCCCCACUCUGUUUUACUUCGCCCCAAAGAGCAUUUGGGUACUUGCAUACCAAUGGGGGCCCACCGCCUUUUCGUACAAGACUGCUUCUGAUCCAACAAACCCCAAUGGAUGGUCUGGAGCGCAGACGCUCUUCUCGGGAACCAUAUCUGGCAGCAGCACUGGACCCAUCGAUCAGACCCUCAUUGCCGACAGCACCAACAUGUAUUUGUUCUUCGCAGGCGAUAACGGCAAAAUCUAUCGCUCGAGUAUGCCUAUUGGAAACUUCCCUGGUAGCUUCGGCACUUCGUCGACAGUCGUCCUUAGCGAUACCACCAAUAACCUCUUUGAGGCAGUGCAAGUUUACACGCUUGCUGGACUGAACAAGUAUCUUAUGAUUGUGGAAGCUAUCGGUGCGAAUGGGCGUUACUUCAGGUCGUUCACUGCUACGUCGUUGGGCGGAACAUGGACAGCACAGGCUGCUACCGAGAGCAAUCCGUUCGCGGGCAAGGCGAACAGCGGGGCCACGUGGACUAACGACAUCAGCCAUGGAGAGCUGGUCAGGAGUGUCAACGAUCAGACGUUCACCGUGGACCCGUGCAAUUUACAGUUGUUGUAUCAGGGACGCUCGCCCAGCUCAGGUGGUGACUAUGGCCUGUUGCCCUACCGACCUGGGGUGUUGACGUUGUCGAAGUGA